AUAUCAAACCCGCGACUCUCCGACUCCCCUGACUAAAUACACCAACGCAGUCGCACACUCUUCUUUUUUUCACUGAUUUUUGGGAGCAAAACGGGAUACACAUUCUUACUCUUUUUUCAGGGUUUACGAUUCUUGAACUCGUUCUUCGUCUCCACUACUACUGCUAUUCCCUUUUCGCUCCGAUUUUUACACGCCACGUUCAGGUUCCGUGUGUUUCAAGGGAAGCUUCAUUCUUCUUCGCCGUUAGAUCGAUCAAUCACGUUUCCGUCAUUUCAUUCUUGAUAUUCAUUUUUCAUUCUUCCAUUCAAAUUACUUCUUCAUCAGAGCUACUGCAUGAUUCAGUUCAGUGGCUCAGCGUGAUUUUGGUUUUGUCUCCGUUUGCUGAAUGCUUAUUCACUGGAAGAGUACUAUUUCACAAACAGAAGUUUGUUUUUCUAAAGGAGCAAAAAGCUAAUCAAGUUUUCCUUCUCCGGGCAUUGCUAUGAUUUCAUUUUGCGAUUUGCAGGAAAAAGAUUAACCAUUGUGACUUAUAAAGUUCAAAUUGAUAGCAAGGAUUGGUAAAAGGCCAUUUGGAGUAGCAAAACGUCUUGGCAUACGAGCAGCUGUUGUGAUAGUGUAGAAUUGUGCAAAAUUACUUUUGGAACUAUCAUGACUACUGAUCCAAGGGCUACUAAGGGCUAUGAUGCUUCGAAUGACUCAAGGGCUAUUAAGGCCUAUGAUGCUAUGAAGGAUUUAGGAAUCUCUAAGGAAGAUGUGAAACCAGUGCUGAGAAAUUUGCUUAAAGUGUUCGAUAAAAAUUGGGAGCUUAUUGAAGAUGACAACUAUCGGGCUCUUAUAGAUGCGUACUUUGAGUCAAAGGAAGAGUCAAAGGAAGAUAAGCCAGAAGAACACAAGAGAAAAGUUCCACUCAAUUCUCACGAUGGGGAAAGACCAAAACAGAAACUUCACUUGGCAGAUAGGGACAACAGUGUUCCAUCAGCUGCCAACUCAAGAGAAGUGGUGCUUGUAGAAGACAAUGACAUACCUGUCAAGACUCUUAAACAGAAAUGUAUAAAAUCAUUUCAAACUUCAUCAUCACACAAACUUCUAUCACAGAGAAGAUUGAGUGACGAUGAAAGGAUAUCAAGCUUACCUUCCAUGGCUGCUAGAGGUCAAAAAAGUUAUCCUGGGGCAGCUUCAUCUGCAGGGCUUUAUUCAGAGGAAUCUAGCCAUCCUUCUAUUCUGAUGAAAAAUAUGUCAAGUGAUCACCAUCAGAAGAAGAUUACAACAUCAGGAACUGAGAAGCCUAAGUUUCGUGCUGGAGCUUCUUCUACGAGUUACAAUGGCUCACUUGGCGCUUCAAAUGGAAAUCUUUCUGUCAAAUCCCUAUCAAAGGGGUCAAGACAAGCUCUUGUUGAAGAUAAAAAGAAAUUCUUUCGAUAUGUCGAUGACAUAACAAAAGGUUCUGAAAAUGUUAAAGUUUCAUUAUUAGAUGAAACUGAAAGUGAGGAGUUUCCGAAAUUCAAUUAUAUCCCGUCUAAUAUAAUCUAUCAGUGUGCCAAUGUCAAUAUUUCACUAGCUCGGAUUGCGGAUGAGGGUUGCUGUACUAAUUGUUCUGGCGACUGUCUUUCCUUAUCAUUUCCUUGUGCUUGCUCUCAAGAAACUGGUGGAGAGUUUGCUUACUCUUCGAAUGGUUUAUUAAAAGAAAAGUUUCUCGCAGAUUGCAUAAAUGAACCCCAAGCUCAUCAUUAUGUGUAUUGUAAAGAAUGCCCAAUUGAGAGGUCUAAGAACGAGAGUAAACCUGAACCAUGCAGGGGACAUCUGGUUAGGAAGUUUAUAAAGGAGUGCUGGAGGAAAUGUGGAUGUGACAUGCAGUGUGGGAAUCGGGUAGUACAACGAGGUUUAAGCCGGAAAUUGCAGGUGUUCCUGACUGAUCAGGGAAAGGGCUGGGGCGUUAGAAGCUUAGAAGAUUUGCCCAAGGGAAGCUUUGUAUGUGAAUACGCCGGAGAAAUUCUAACUAACACAGAAUUAUAUGAUAGGAUUGUAAUGAGUACCGGCAAUGACAGACAUACAUAUCCUGUAACGCUUGAUGCGGACUGGGGCUCAGAAGUGGGACUAAAGGAUGAGGAAGCAUUAUGCUUGGAUGCAACACAUAAUGGGAAUGUUGCAAGAUUCAUCAAUCACAGAUGUAACGAUGCAAAUCUAAUAGAUAUUCCUGUUGAAGUGGAGACACCUGACCGUCACUAUUAUCAUCUUGCCCUCUUUACAAAAAGAAAUGUGAGUGCAUACGAGGAGUUGACAUGGGAUUAUGGAAUUGACUUUGAUGAUCAUACCCAUCCUAUCAAAGCAUUUAAAUGCUGUUGUGGAAGCCCUCUCUGCCGUGAUAAGAAACAAAAAGGAACUAGAUCAGCAAAGACUAAAAAACUCAAGCAUACGAAUGCACAUUGAUAGAAUAGUUGAGAUUUUACAGUCCGCGUUGGAUUUAGCAGAACAAUUUAGACUUCACAACUUGACGAAUUUGGAUUCAAAUCUCAACUGAAAGAGGUAUCUGCAUUUGAUGUUCGACGAUAUAUUGCAGAAUAUGUUUGAUCAUCAUCAGUAGAGAGAAUCCCUGGACAACAAACUAUUGAAGUUUUUUUUGUUAAAUUUUCCUUUUUGGUUGGAAAAUGCUUGCAAUAGAUUUUCAAGUGAUUUAUUUUUGGUGCUGUCUCGGUACAUAGCAGCCACAUAGCCGGAACUUUUAUGAAUUUUAUGAUAGAUAUUCUUGAAUAGUUCCAGUUUUUGGAGCAACAUCAUUUUGUUGCAAAUAUUGAACAUACAAAAUAAUAAUGGUUAAAAGAACGUAUUUUGUU
Messenger RNA from Vicia villosa (hairy vetch), 2831 nucleotides. RefSeq names its product histone-lysine N-methyltransferase SUVR4-like. The record is from RefSeq and is a predicted model, not a curated record. NCBI's taxonomy places the organism in Eukaryota, Viridiplantae, Streptophyta, Magnoliopsida, Fabales, Fabaceae. Gene Ontology annotation, cellular component: nucleus. The coding region runs from base 649 to 2427 and encodes 592 amino acids. Gene Ontology annotation, molecular function: protein binding; zinc ion binding; histone methyltransferase activity. The transcript has 11 exons.